Messenger RNA from Purpureocillium takamizusanense, 2230 nucleotides. RefSeq lists its product as uncharacterized. The coding region runs from base 552 to 2228 and encodes 558 amino acids. Lineage: Eukaryota; Fungi; Ascomycota; Sordariomycetes; Hypocreales; Ophiocordycipitaceae. The transcript is spliced from 2 exons. Gene Ontology annotation, biological process: transmembrane transport; carbohydrate transport. Gene Ontology annotation, molecular function: carbohydrate:proton symporter activity. The record is from RefSeq and is a predicted model, not a curated record. Gene Ontology annotation, cellular component: membrane.
CUACCACUAUUAAGGUUUAUGGUGCUGCUGGCUGGAAGGCAUGUGCAUGUACCUGCCAGACACGGUAAUUUCCCGUGGGAUCGCCUCCAGCGGCAGGCGGGGCCUAUCACGCGACUACUAUGAAGAACUAACUGACCCUGUGUUGUAAGUACGUACUGACCUGAGUGACGCCCCCCCCCCCCCCUUUGGACGCAUCACGUCAAUGGUGAUGCCGGACUAUCGACUCACCAACAGAGUACGGAGUGACGCCCCCCCCCCCUUUCGACACAUCACCUCAAUGACGAUGCCGGAUUGACGACUCACCAACAACGAGACUACGUGGCCCCCGCACCGAUGGCAUCGACCUUGCUUGCAGGCGUCAACCUGGGGAAGUGCUCUCCCUGCCAUGGGAACCCCGCUUCUUCUCCAUGAUCUAGACUCUAGAAUUCGGGAUGAGAGAGCCGUUGGCCAACUCGUACGUCGUACAGGCACGGAUCUUACAGAGCACAGCCUUCCGUAUCAUGGACUCUUCCCAGAGGCAUAGAGUGUCGCCAGGCGGCUAUAAAUAGUCGAUGCAUUGUGACGACGGCUCGAUGGACAACAUUAAACCUCAAGACACUCAGGACGUCGAAAAGACAGGCGCGAAUAAUAUCAAGUCGGCAACCCUGGAACAGAUGACUGAAAAGGAUGCCGACUUUGCCACCACCAUAAACGAUGCCAAGAUUGCGACAGCAAAGGAGCAUUCUAUGACCCUGGCAGAGGGUAUAAGGAUGUAUCCACGUGCAAUUGGUUGGUCCAUCCUCUUCUCUACCGCAAUCGUCAUGGAGGGGUACGACCUCGUCCUCCUGGGGUCCUUCUACGCCUAUCCAGAGUUCAACAAGAAGUUCGGGACCCUUCAGCCCGACGGCACAUAUCAACUUACAGCUGCCUGGCAGGCCGGCCUGAGCAAUGCUGUCAGCGUGGGCCAGAUUACGGGGCUCUUCGCAAAUGGAAUCAUUAUAGAGCGAUUUGGUUAUAGAAAAACGAUGCUCGGCUCCCUCAGCCUGGUCAUUGCCUUCAUCUUCAUCACUUUCUUCGCUCAAAACCUCCCAACCCUGCUUGUCGGCGAGCUACUUCUAGGCAUCCCCCUCGGAGCCUAUCAGACGGCAACCGUCACCUACGCCUCCGAGGUUUGUCCUGUUGUCCUGAGAUGCUAUCUAACUACGUAUGUCAACCUCUGCUGGGUCAUGGGACAGCUCCUUGCCUCUGGAGUCCUCCGUGGGUUCGUGGAGAGGUCAGAUGAGUGGGCAUACCGUAUCCCCUUUGCCCUGCAGUGGGCUUGGCCUGUCCCGAUCUUGAUCGGGGUUGCCCUGGCGCCUGAAAGCCCGUGGUGGUUAGUUCGACAGAAGAGAACAAAGGACGCGGCGGUCGCGUUGGAAAGACUGACUGGAGGCAACUUCGACGGGCACUGCACGGCCGAAGAAACUGUUGCCAUGAUGGUGCAUACGAAUGAGCUUGAGCGCGAGAUGGAAGCUGGAACAAGCUACCUCGACUGCUUCAAGGGCGUCAACCUCCGUCGGACGGAGAUUGUGUGCAUAACGUGGGUGUGUCAGAAUCUGUGCGGCGCGGGCCUAAUGGGCUACUCGACCUACUUUUACACCCAGGCUGGUCUGGCCGGCACGAACUCGUUCAAUAUGUCCCUCGGCCAGUAUGCCUUGGGAGCUCUGGGGACCAUUCUUUCGUGGGGGCUUAUGACGCGAUAUGGGCGAAGAACGCUCUACGUCGUUGGCCUCGCGGUCCUCAACGUUCUGCUUCUGGUCGUCGGCUUCAUCUCCCUGGCCGGCGCGCAUAACUCGGCAGCUUCUUGGGCCACUGGGUCUAUGUUGCUUGUUUACACGUUUGUAUACGACUCGACCGUUGGACCAGUGUGCUACUCCCUAGUAUCCGAACUGUCAUCGACUCGGCUCCGCACCAAGACGAUUGUGCUGUCGCGGAACGCAUACAACCUCUUCUCCAUUAUUAACGGCAUCAUCUUCCCGUAUAUGUUGAACCCUUCAGCAUGGAAUUGGCGCGGGAGAGCAGGCUUCUUCUGGGCUGGCAUUUGCUUCCUUUGUGUCGUUUGGACAUAUUUCCGUCUGCCUGAGCCUAAAGAUCGAACUUUUGCAGAGUUGGAUGUGCUGUUUCAGCAGGGCGUACCAGCGCGAAAGUUCAAGUCCACGUCCGUGGACGUUUUUGCUGACGGUAAUGGUGUCGACACCAAGAGCCUGUGACA